Pseudocercospora fijiensis CIRAD86 is the source of this 1641-nucleotide messenger RNA. RefSeq lists its product as uncharacterized. NCBI's taxonomy places the organism in Eukaryota, Fungi, Ascomycota, Dothideomycetes, Mycosphaerellales, Mycosphaerellaceae. The annotation marks the transcript as partial. The transcript has a single exon. The record is from RefSeq and is a predicted model, not a curated record.
GUGCUCGUCGUUCUCGACGACGACGACCCAACGGGCACCCAAACCUGCCACGACAUCAGCGUUUUGACCGUCUGGGACGAAGAGACGUUGCGUGACGAAUUCGAGUCCGAGUGCGCCGGCUUCUUCAUCUUGACAAACUCCAGAGCGCUACCACCCACGGAAGCGCGUCUACUGGUCAAAGAGAUAUGUCGGGCCGUGAAGCAUGCAGCUGCGGAGGCUGGCAAGACGUUCGAGAUAGUGCUGCGAGGGGAUUCAACUUUGAGAGGCCACUUCCCUGACGAGCCAGAGGCUGCCGAGGAGAUUCUAGGAGAGGCGGACAUGUGGAUACUGGCCCCUUUCUUCGAACAGGGAGCACGGCUGACGAUUGAGGAUACGCAUGAUGUUGCGAGUCCUGAUGGGCAACUCAUACCUGCCGCCCAGACUCCAUUUGCGAAAGAUGCUCCUUUCGCUUAUACCCAGUCGAAUCUGCGUCAACACAUUCGUAGUCCGCUUUGGCAGUACCGUGAAGCCACUGCAAAAUUCCCGGGAUUGCCUUACGUCGUAUUUCCAGGCAACGUUGGUGAAAGAGAUACGCUCAGAGACCUGGUGGCGCGCUGGGCCAAGUCGAAAAACCGCGACUCCUUCCAGCCUAUGCAAUACCAGAGGCUGGGAAGCAGUGGCUUGAAGGUCUCGCGUUUGAUUCUUGGAUGCAUGACUUUUGGCAAUCCAAACUGGGAAGGAAGUCCAUGGAUCUUACCUGAAGAGCAAGCACUGCCGCUGCUGAAGAAAGCUUACGAUCAAGGCAUUUCCACUUGGGAGACAGCAAACAGCUACUCGAACGGAGAGUCGGAAAGGAUCAUCGGCAAGGCGCUGAGAACCUACGAUAUCCCCCGAAGCAAGGUCGUGCUGAUGACCAAGCUUUACUAUCCCGUGCUCGAAGGUUCACAUCGCAGACCUCAGCCGGCAUCAAACGAUGGCGAGCUGGUCAACCAGAUGGGAUUGAGCAGAAAGCACAUUUUCGACGCGGUAGAAGGCUCUUUGCGCCGGCUCGGCACUUCGUACAUCGAUGUGCUGCAGCUCCAUCGUCUCGACAACGACACGCGUCCCGAGGAGGUGAUGGAAGCUCUGCAUGACCUCGUGAAAAUGGGGAAAGUCCAUUACAUUGGUGCUUCGAGCAUGUCUUGCUGGCAGUUUGCCCGCCUGCAAUACACAGCAAAGAUGCACCACUGGACCACAUUCACGAGUAUGUCUGGGUUGUACAAUCUUUUGUAUCGCGAAGAAGAGCGAGAAAUGAUUCCGUUUUGCGAGGCCGAGGGCGUGGGACUCAUCCCGUGGUCACCCGUUGCCAGAGGACUUCUCACUCGACCGUGGUCGGAGCAGACAGAUCGAAGCAAGAAGGAUGUGAAGACAGCCAGAUGGUUCCAGGGCGAUCAGAAUGAGAUAAUCGUGAGCAGAGUGGAGAAGCUGGCGAAAAGCAAGCAUUGCUCAAUGUCAAGCCUUGCGCUCGCAUGGCUUAUGCACAAGAAUGCCUGUCCCAUUGUCGGAUUGAACAGCAUAUCAAGGAUUGAAGCUGUUUCUGAGGCUCUGGGCAUCAAUUUGACUGCAGCUGAUAUGCGGUUUCUAGAGGAGAAGUAUCAGCCACUAGCUCCACAGGCCAUGUAA